This is a messenger RNA of Zea mays, 561 nucleotides long. Its product is annotated as subtilisin-chymotrypsin inhibitor CI-1B. The transcript has 2 exons. The coding region runs from base 61 to 348 and encodes 95 amino acids. Gene Ontology annotation, biological process: response to wounding. The record is from RefSeq and is marked provisional. Gene Ontology annotation, molecular function: serine-type endopeptidase inhibitor activity. NCBI's taxonomy places the organism in Eukaryota, Viridiplantae, Streptophyta, Magnoliopsida, Poales, Poaceae.
AGUCUCACAUAGCAUAGCCAUCUUCUUCGUCGACAAGCAGGGGAGUUAGGUCUCACAUGCAUGCUUCAUCACAUUGUUGACUGCAUAACGAAACACAUCGUCGUCGGAUCGGAGAUGAUGAGUUCCGUCGUCGUGGAUGCUGCUGCUACCAGCAGCAGCGAGAAGAAGACGUCGUGGCCGGAGGUGGUGGGCAUGUCCAUCAAGGAGGCGACGGAGACUAUUCUCAAGGACAUGCCCAACGCGUACAUCCAGGUGCUGCCUGUUGGGUCGCCCGUGACGCUGGACCUUCGCCCCGACCGCGUCCGUAUCUUCGUUGACACCGUCGCCAUGACUCCGACAGUUGGGUGAUACAUACCAAAUGCAAUAAACAAACCCUACUUUUUAUUUUAUGUUUCCAGUUAAUAAUAAACCAGGCCUUAGCUUCUUGGUUGUCCUUCCUUGGUUGGUGUUAGCUUCUAAGCUACUAGUACACCAUUAAAAAAAGGAGGACCUCAUGUAUGGCUACCGUGAAAAAUGUGAUCUUGAUGGAAUAAUAUAUCAUAAAUAAGCAAUUAAUGAUGA